Entrophospora candida is the source of this 1060-nucleotide messenger RNA. The record is from the annotation of a GenBank genome assembly. NCBI's taxonomy places the organism in Eukaryota, Fungi, Glomeromycota, Glomeromycetes, Entrophosporales, Entrophosporaceae.
AUUGGAUAAUUCAGAAUGGAUGCGUAAUGGUGAUUAUACACCAACUAGACUUGAAGCACAAAAAGAUUGUGUAAAUCUUUUAUUUGGAUCAAAAAUUCAAGCUAACCCGGAAAACACUGUAGGUUUAUUGACUAUGGCUGAAGUUCUUGUAACUUUAACUUCUGAUGUUGGUAAAAUAUAUUCUGCAUUACAUAACAUUAAAAUCGGUGGAAAACCAAAUCUAACAACUGGUAUUCAAGUUGCACAGCUUGCACUUAAACAUCGACAAAAUAAAAAUCAAAAACAACGCAUCAUAGUUUUUAUUGGCAGUCCAAUUGAUAUUGAAAAGAAUGCAUUAGUAACGUUGGGUAAGAAAAUGAAAAAAAAUAAUGUUGCAGUGGAUAUUAUUAACUUUGGAGAAGAAUCAGAGAAUAAUUCAAAAUUAGAAGCAUUCAUAAACGCUGUCAAUAGUGGUGAUAACAGUCAUAUUUUAACAGUUCCACCAGGACCUCAUAUACUUAGUGAUGCAUUAUUAUCAUCGGCUAUAUUAGCGGGAGAAGAUGGUGUUCCUGCUGGUUUUGCCGCAGGCGGCGGAAAUAGCUUUGAGUUUGGUGUUGAUCCUAAUCUUGAUCCCGAACUUGCUUUGGCUUUACGUAUUUCACUAGAAGAAGAGAAGGCAAGACAGGAAGCUAAAGCAGCAGAGGUAUCCACCACUUCAAAUUCUAAUCAAGAAGCCGAGUCAUCAACAAUGGCUAUUGAUCAAACAAUCGGAGGCGGCAGUACUGAUAAAGCUGAACUUAGUACAAUUAUUAACACAGAAAAUCAAACUGAUGAUGUACAUAUGGAGGAACUUACCGAGGAUGAACAGAUGGCUCGUGCAUUACAAAUGUCAAUGCAAGGAGAUGGUGAAUCUAAUGUUAAGAUAACAACGGAUGAUUAUAAUGUUAUGCAAGAUCCAGAAUUCAUGAGUGAACUGCUUCAAUCUUUACCAGGAGUUGAUCCUAAUGAUCCACAAAUUAGAAAUGCUUUACAAGGUAAAUGUGAUGCAUUAAAUUUCACAAUAGCAACAACGGUUGCGUGA